Molecule: messenger RNA, 1047 nt
Organism: Ostertagia ostertagi
Lineage: Eukaryota; Metazoa; Nematoda; Chromadorea; Rhabditida; Trichostrongylidae
Source: the annotation of a GenBank genome assembly
CCCUUCUACGCAGUCAAGUGCAAUACGGAUCGUGUUCUUGUGCGCACGUUGGCCGCCCUGGGCGCGGGAUUUGACUGUGCAAGCCGAGAGGAAAUAGAUAUUGUACGAGUCCAAGUUCCAUCUUUACGUCGAACUGUUCUUGAAGUGAUGGACAUGGGCGUGAGGCCUGAAAAAAUCAUCUACGCCAAUCCGUGUAAGACUCGGUCGUUCAUCACCCACGCAAAGGAGAGGAACGUUAGCAUGAUGACAUUUGAUAGUGUCGAAGAGUUGGCGAAAAUCGCUCAUCUGCAUCCUGAUGCCAAGAUGAUUCUACGCAUCGCUGUUUCUGACCCGACAGCCCGGUGCCCUCUGAACCUGAAGUUCGGAGCCGACCCUGUGAGGAAGGCGCCUCAUCUGCUUGUACACGCAAAAGAGCUUGGAGUGGAUGUGAUAGGCAUAAGUUUCCACGUGGGAUCUGGCUGCAACGAUCCUUCAGCCUUUCGUGAGGCUUUGACUCAUGCUCGUCAUUUGAUCGAGCUCGGACGGGGCUUGGGAUUCGAUAUGAAUCUGGUCGAUUUGGGUGGAGGUUACCCGGGAACACUUCAGCAGACAUCAUUUGAAGAUAUUGCUGCCGUCAUUCGUUCAGCUGUGGAUGAGUUUCUUCCUCCUGAGUACGGUGUACGUUUGAUUGCGGAGCCCGGAAGAUUCUUCGCUGCUGCUCCCUUCACGCUCGUUUGCAACAUUAUCCACGCCACAGAGGUGUCAGCUGAGAAAAUAACUAAACGUCCUGAGGAUGCUGACCAUCGCGGGUUCAUGUACUACGUGAAUGAUGGAGUGUAUGGUUCCUUCAAUUGCAUACUAUUCGAUCACGUUGAUCCUGUUGGAACACCCCUUUUUGACCAAAAGAUGAUGCGAAUGAUGUCUGUUGGAGAGUGGAUUGUCUAUCAGAACAUGGGAGCCUACACUUGUUCAGCGUCCACCACUUUCAAUGGAUUUCAGCGACCGAACGCUAUCUACGUGAUCAGCAGAAAGAAUUGGGCAAGGAUUUCGUCUUCACCCAUCGUCUAG